AUGACAUCCUUGUGGGAAAAGUUCCGGGAUAAGAAUAUUCUUAUCACUGGAGGCUCGGGGUUCCUGGGAACUGCGAUUGUCCACAGACUUGUCACAAAGGCCGCGGCACCUGGGAAAAUCUAUAUUCUAUGCAGAGGCGGUCGCGAUUCCCUCGAAAAGAAAUGGAGAGAGUGGUUGGGCACCGAAGCGGAUGCUCUGUUGAGCGCUCAUAACCUGAUUGUUUUGCAAGGCGAUAUCGAAACAAUGGACGUGGACACAGCCUUGGACGGGCUCAAACUGGAGCUGAACGUUAUCAUUCACGUGGCUUCCACGAUCAACCUUGCCCGUCCGCUGAAACAGAUCAAGAAUAUGAUUGUCUAUGCCAGCCUAAAGCUUGCCGAGCUUGGCGAAAAGUGCGAGAACCUGGAGCGGUUCGUCUAUGUCUCGACUGCUUAUGCGAACGCAAACCUAUACCAAAGCCGCGGUACAGCCAACGUAACCGUCGAUGAACAGAUAUACACCUACGGCAAUGAUACCACCGUCGAUGAAUUCGAGGAACUUGUCAAAUCCGACGAAUCCAUUCGGUUCCAUGAAUUUGUUGAACAGUUCCCCUACGCCUAUACCUACGCCAAGCACCUGACAGAACGCCUGCUACAGAAGAAGCUCGGGGAUCGGCUUCUUAUUGUGCGGCCCUCCAUCAUCGGCCCGGCUCAGAGUUACCCAUUCAGGGGGUACAGCAUGCCAUUGUCAACGCCUUCCACACUGUUCUCUGCUGCCAUCAUGUUGACACCAUCCCGCUCUAUGGUGCUUGCAACACGGGCAAACAACCCUAUGGUUGAAGCAACCAGCGACGAGGUCCCCGUGGACGUGGUCGCAGAUCGACUGCUCGCCCAUUUGGCAUAUGGCACCACAGGGCCCGUCCAUGCCGUCAGUGGGAGGAAUGCACUCAGCAUCUUCCAAAACUGGUGGCAGGAGUGCAUGAAGGAGCGUCGGCUCCCAUGGAAAGUCAAUCCUGUCUGGAGACCCAUUGACUGGCGAUCGCCCGAGCUGCAUCCCAUCAGCCGCACAACGGUCUUAUUCGGGACAUCCUUCGAGUUUUCCGAUGACAAAACUGGCGAUCUCUUUGGUACGCUGAACGACGAAGAAAAAGUGGAGUGGGAGCUUUACACUCAGAAAACAGACACAGAGUAUGAUCUGUCCCAACGGAGACAGCAUAUUCGCUAUUGUAUGAAAAAAAUUGCAAAAAGAAGCGCUGGGGCUCGGAUGUUGAUUCGCGUGUUUUAUCGGAAGUAUGGCGCGAAGUAG
This is a messenger RNA of Penicillium alfredii, 1284 nucleotides long. RefSeq lists its product as uncharacterized. Gene Ontology annotation, biological process: long-chain fatty-acyl-CoA metabolic process. Gene Ontology annotation, molecular function: alcohol-forming very long-chain fatty acyl-CoA reductase (NADP+) activity. Lineage: Eukaryota; Fungi; Ascomycota; Eurotiomycetes; Eurotiales; Aspergillaceae. Gene Ontology annotation, cellular component: peroxisome. The transcript is spliced from 2 exons. The coding region runs from base 1 to 1284 and encodes 427 amino acids. The record is from RefSeq and is a predicted model, not a curated record.